AUGGAUCCUGUGCCGGAUGCAGAUGUUUCCGGGAUUGAUAUCUCGGAGGAGGAAGGACCUUCGCCUUCAGUGAUUCCGUUGCCCAAUUUUGGGUACCAGGGAGUCGAGAUCGACAACGUUCUGCCAGAUCGAACCUCUACAGGACGGGACAUUCCGACGAUAGACUCGUCGUCUGCCUCCGACGAUCGUGAGGACACUUCAGAAGUUUCAUCGGACAGUGAUCGAUCGAUUGCAGGCACAGCGAAUGCACCAAAGCUCACUUCGCGAGGUAUUGCUCGUGCCAAGAAUGCUGCUAAAGUUCCUGAGGGAUCAGUGGGGCAAGUUUUGCAGCAGAGGUUCAACAGGACAUGGCAGAUCGUGCUGUUGCAAUGGCGACCGCUCGCACUCCUGCACAGGACAGUGGGUGGAGCAGUCAGUGUCAAGCUCAAGAGUUGGCAGGGCUUGGAGAUCUUUGAGGUGCCGUUACAUCGAGUGGUCUCAGGGGGCACUUCUAAUUGGGCGCUACGUCAGAUCGCUCAUGGUCGUGCCGUGCAUUGGGAGAACUUUCGAUCCAAACAGGAGGGAGUGUUUGCUGGGGUCUUAAUGAGGGCACUUCGCUCUGAACAAGCAGAACAGGAGGGCACCGAUUUUGUUACCAUUCUGAAUGCUACUCAGAAGAAGUUGUUUCCAUCGUCGGAGCUUCAAGAUUGGUCGGCUCGCUACAAGACAAUCCAGAAAUUGGCCGAGGACCUGGUGAAGGACUUUCGUAAGCAUGCACCAGUUCAGACCAAUCAGACUUUGUUGCAGCGGCUUCACGCUCUUGAGACCGAGAAUGCUCGUUUGAAGGGUAAGCCACAUCGUUCAGCGCAACCGGCUCUUCCUCGCCGCAGGGGCGCUCCCGCUUCAGGAUCCAAGAAGACGGAGCCCAGGAGUCCCAUGGAUUUCGGCGCAGAGGACCUUGCGGGUGGGGGUGAUGGCGAAGAAACCGCCAUGUUCAGAUCACCUGCCGAAGACCUUUUCGAAGAAGACGAGGAGAAUCAGGACAAAGGCCCCCUCGAUGCUCAGGACACAUACUCGCAGUAUCUCCCGGAUCGUGACAGUACUCUCUACCUUGAGAGUUGCAGCUUGGAAGCCACUAAUCUUAAGAGUGUCAACAACUGGCUAGCAUCCACUGCUAUCGGAAAGGGCAAGAAUAAGGUGAUCGACACUGCAGUUUCCGAGUUUGUUGCUGCUUGUGCCAAGCUUGACGAUGGUAACAAGAAACCAGUUGACAAAAUCGCAGUGGAAUGGGGUCUCGCAGGUUCUCUCGCUUCUAAGUUGAAUGAGAAAUGCCUCACUCGCUUGAUCGCGGGAGCCCAUUUGCUGGCAAACCACAAGACGAGGACCCAGCGACAGCGAUUUGUUGUCACUUUUCUCCGAUGGUUCUCGUUGAUUCUCCCAAUCCUUUACAUUCUCAUGCCCCACAAGGUGGUCGACAGAUUCAUGUGGGUUCGCUCCCACAUUUUUUCGUGUGCAUUAUUUUCGAACGCUUUGCCUUGCUUUUCCACUGGCAUUUUCGUGCGCAUUCGUGAUCUUCUGGUGCAAUUUCGUGUACCCAAACACUAUCCAUGGUCUUGGCAUCAAACUUCACAUAUGGUUUACCUUCGUGUGUCGGUGAAUCGACCGGCAACCACGGCGACUCUGUAUGUUGGAGCCACCAGGACAACCGUUCCAGGACGAGAAGCCUCCAGACGUCGUAAGUUCAUUCAGUUGGUUAGAAAACGACUGUCAUAUUUUGAGCCUGCACUCAAAGUGUUUCAUCGCCGACGGGACUUUUAUCAAGGUAUUGUGUUGGCCCUGUACCAGGACUCUGACACUCUGUCAUUGCUCGCCACGGAAGCUGCCUUGAUUCGGACACUUAGGCCUGCUUUGAAUCAUCCAUGGGUAUUGGAUCUGUUGAAGUCUCUACGGAUCAAGCAGAACAGAUUCCGCUUGCCUCAAGCCAGAACAGGCCAUCGGUUCACCAAGAAGUGUCAGGCUUUGAUUCGACGUUGUCAUGGACUCUAUCAUCAGCAUCUCUUGAACAACAAGCAAGUGUUUCUCUCCCUCUAUCGUUUGGGCAGUGAUAGCUUGGAGAAAUUUCUGGAAUCCAGGACACUUCGGUCUCAUCGUACACCUUUGCAGGAGCUUUAUCUCAGGUGCAGGUUGGUCAACAUGAUCGACGAACCGUUUAAAACCCGAGCUACUCAGCAGUUGCGAUUGAUCAUGGAGUUCCGACGAGGACACAUGCCGCCCACCAAUGUUCCCCUCCGCCUUCCACCUCUUGCACAUGAUCUUGCCAAGGAAUUCACCUUUGGCCUUCUUGAAUCUCAACGACACCUGUUUUUUGCCCACAGCACAAUGGCGACAGAUUGCGAACAGGGAGAUACAACGAUGGUGCAACAGGACUUUCUCAAAGCAAGACCGAUCAUUGGAUGCGAUCAUUGUUGGCAUUCUCGUUUGACUACCUUUUUGGCCAAGGCGAUCUUUCAGAUCAUGUUGAUUGUUUUUCCGACUGGUUCCACCUUUAAUGUUUUGUCGGUUCAACAAGCAGUUCGCAUGAUGUGGCACUCGAUGAUGGGGUAUUCGGCAGAUGAACCCACCAUCAUGAAGCAACAGGACCUGGUGGGCUUCUUCAAUUCAGUACCACAUGAUCGCAUUCUGCAAUCUUUGCUUUUCGUUCUGCAGCUUCUAGAAGAUCGUUGGCAUAAACCGUGGCAACAGCAAUCCUUGCAGGUUUCGAUUCGCAGCAAGGAUCCCAACUUUCGAGUCUUUCGUGGACGCCGCAGGUUUGCCGCGAGGAACACGAAGACGCUUCCUUUGGAGGACCUGCCUGAGUUAGUUGGGUUUCUACUGCGGUCCAGUUUCUUUCAAUGUGGCAUCCACACCUUCAAGCAGAUUCAAGGAGCCAGCAUGGGAUCGGCACUUGCACCAGUGUUAUGCACUCUGGUCGCUUCGACCACGGAAUUUCUGUGGCUUCGGAAUUUUCGCACCAUUCUGAACAACAUUGGUUUCCAGACUGCCGCUCGAUAUGCGGACAACCGUGUCUUUCAUUUACAUUCAGGCAUUCAAAGAAACCCAUGGCUUCAACUACUUUUUCAUCUUGAAUUUUACGGCUCACCCAUCAUCCUGGAGGACGUGUUGACUGAGACCUUUUUAGGUACCACAUGUUCCAACGUGCAGGGCACCAUCACGGUGGUACAACCCACCGAUGCUUCAACCAUUCGUACGUUGCAGUCAGUUGGAAGGAAAGAACACGUUCUUUUUGGUUUCUCUGCUAGGGUUCGCACGAUCAUUAGACUUUCACGACCGAUGCGCUUGAUUCGGCCACAGGUGGAGGACUUAAUUGAAAUCUACCGGGCCCAAGGCUUCUCACAGAGC
Messenger RNA from Symbiodinium sp. CCMP2592, 3378 nucleotides. The record is from the annotation of a GenBank genome assembly. NCBI's taxonomy places the organism in Eukaryota, Dinophyceae, Suessiales, Symbiodiniaceae.